GUUGCCUGUUUUGGUGUUGACUGUUUGUGGUUGACUGUUUUCUUGUUGACAGUUUUCUUGUUGAUUGUGGUUGACUGUUAUCUUGUUGACUGUUUUCUUGCUGACUGUUUAUGGUUGACGUUUUCUUGUUGACAGUUUUCUUGUUGAUUGUGGUUGACUGUUUUCUUGUUGACUGUUUUCUUUUUGACCGGUUUGGUGUUGACUGUUUUCUUGUUGACUGUUUUCUUGCUGACUGUUUAUGGUUGAUGUUUUCUUGCUGACUGUUUUCUUGCUGACUGUUUUCUUGUUGACUGUUUUUUGCUGACUGUUUUUUGCUGACUGUUUUCUUGCUGACUGUUUUUUGUUGACUGUUUUGGUGUUGACCGUUUUCCUGUUGACUGUUUUCUUGCUGACUGUUUAUGUUUGAGUGUUUUCUUGCUUGUGUCGGCAGUCGUGGCCAAAGGAGGAUUCAGACAAUUUUCCGAACCUUCUGGUUGGUUUCUACUGUCCGAUAUUGUAGCACGCUAACUUUGUUUGGGCUCCUGAACGACACGGGGGAGCAGCGUCUGCCUCACAACCAAUCAGGUUAGAGGAGGUGGAGAACGGCUUUGUUUACAGUCAGAAAGAGCGGACCGCUCACAAAUGUUCAAAUGUUGACGACACAGACAUAAGAGAACACAGAGAUAUCGAUAUAUUACCAAAUAUCAUCAAUAACUAAUAACUAUUGACUGAUAUUAGAAGAUUUUUGUAUAAAAACCACAAAAUAAAAAGAUGCUUCUUUAACAGAUUCCUGUCUACUUCACCUUUAAGUCGGUUUUCUUCUCGUGGACCAGACUUCUUUCCUUAGACUAGAGAUCAGCUGGACUCUCUCAUAUGAACACUGAGUUCUUGUUGCUGAUGUGGAUCUGUGUGAGUCUGAGUGUGUUUGUUUUUUGCUGCCAUUCUUGGUCAGGACCCCCCCUGAAAAAGAGAUUGAUGAUCUCAACAGGACUAGUCUGGUUACAUCAAAUCAAAAAGACACACAACCUGCCUCCUGUCUUUGUCCUCUACAGAAAACCUGAUCCAGCUGCAGGACUCACAUCUGGGACAUGUAAGACCACAUGGAUCCAUGACCCAGACGGAGCGGUAACAUGACAUCCAGCAGAAACAGACACAAUAAAGACAAACAGACGAGGUGAUUUCAGUGACUCAGUUUGAGGAUUUUUAUGAUUUUUUUACCCACAAUCAGAGACUUGACCACAAUCUGAGCUGAGUCAGAAACAUCCAAACAGUCGGACUAAUAAAUGUGAUUAUUAUUAUUAGAGUGAUUGAAAAGCUCAUAACAACAUGUAGAUCUGUCCAAAGUCUGAUUCUAGAUGUCUUUACAAACACACUGAUCCAACAGAAGCAGACAGAAAUAUCCAUCGAUCACAUGAACACAAAUAUUCAGCAAACAGAGAAAGAAACAGAUCAUCUGAAGAGUUUUUGGGGACGACUGGAAAGACUUUAGACGCUUGGAUUUGGGACAGGAAAUAAGGUCGUCCUUUUUCUGUGAUUUUGACCUCACUUUUUUCUAAAGUCUCAGACCUUCAACAUCUGCACCAACUGAAGGUGAUUUGAACAAACCAUCAUCUUGAUGUUGUUGAUAUCAAACUUGAUGAAGAUUUUUCAACAUGAGAAAUACAAACAAUCAAAGUUCUCCACAAUCACUGUCCUUAAAGCUGCGACCAAAUCAGCAUCUUUAGAAAAGAAUCAAAAAGCUGAAAUGAAGAACUAAACCCAGAGUUUUUGGUGAGACUGAUCCACAAACAUUUACAAACCAGAACAUUUCAGGAGUUCAAGGAUCUCAGUCCAUGAUUUUGGUCUGAUGGACUCAAAAUUCUCUUUAGUUCACUUCUAUAAACUCAGCAGAGUCUUCAUCAGACCAGCCUAACAUCAGUCCAGCAUGUAGAGGUUCAGUGAAUGUGGUCUGGACUCUGUGGAGGAGAGUCAUGGUUUCAGAGACGCUGUAGAAGGACAGAAUACCUGCGCUGUGAUCCAGGUACACUCCUACUCUGGAGGACGGAGGACCUGAGACAUCAGUGAGGACGUUGUUGUGACCAAAUUCAUAUCUGUCUUCAUAACAGAGUAACCUCCAAGAUUUGUCAUUUUCUCCAAAGUAACAAUCCUCUGAUCUCCCGUCUCUCCUGAUAGUCUUGUAUGCGACUGCUACAUAAACCCCGACCCCUCUCCGCUCCACCUCCCAGUAACAACGUCCAGUCAGACUCUCUCUACUCAGGACCUGAAAAUAAUCAGUGAAUCUGUCUGGAUGAUCAGGAUAAGACUCUUCUUCUGCUGUCACUGUUGCUCUUCUGUUUCCAUCAGAUAAUGACAGCCAUCUGUAUGCUGUGUUUGGAUCCAGUGUGAUUCUUUGUGAAUAUCUUAAGAAACCAGCUCUGGUCUUGGGUUCUGCUGGUCCUGGUGGUUCUGACAGUAAAACAUCCACAUCAGUCACUGCCUGUGAGACGUUUGUCCACAUCAGAAGAUCCUGGAGUAUAUCUCUGACCUCUGACACAGCUGCUGUCACCUCCUCAAAGUAUCUCAGAGGACGGAUGUUGAUUCUGGAUGAGUCUGCAGGUUGACCCGGUUCUGACAGUGAGGGGUAGCUGUGCAGAAACUGGUUGUGGUCCUCUGUGAGUGAGAGCUUCUGCAGAUCAGCGUCUUUCCUCUUCAGCUCAGUGAUCUCCUGCUCCAGUUUCUCCUGAAGCUCUUUGACUCGACUCACUUCACCUUCCUGCUGGGAUCUGACCUGCUGCUCCACCUCAGAGCGGCGUCUCUCCAUCAGACGGAUCAGCUGGCUGAAGAUCUCCUGGCUGUGCUCCACAGCUUUAUCAGCAGAGCCGUUGAUAGCCUCCACCUCCUGUUGGAGCAGCUUCACAUCUUCUUCUCUGUCCUGGAUUCUCUGCUGGAUGUUUUCUCGACUCUCCUCCAGAUCUUUCUGCCUCUCAGUCCUUUCUGCUGCAGCUGAGACUGUGUCGUGGCCUUUGUGUUGGUCCAAACAGCAGAGAUGACAGAUGGACUUCUGAUCAGUGCGGCAGAAGAUCUUCAUCACCUCAUCAUGAAGAGAGCAGAUGUUCUCCUGGAGCUUCUUGGAGGGCUCCACCAGCUUGUGUUUCUUAAAUGUAGGAGAUUCAAAAUGAGGCUGGAGGUGAAUCUGACAGUAAGAAGCCAGACAUUGAAGACAGGACUUGACAGCUUUCAGUUUUCUCCCACUGCAGAAAUCACAGGCCACAUCUUCAGGUCCAGCCUCAGAGGAACCAUCAGGAGCAGCUUGGAGUCCGCUCUUCUUCACUUCCUCCACUAAACCUGCUAACAUGGUGUUUUUUAUUGGGACAGGCCUCGGUCUGAAGGUCUCUCUGCACUGAGGACAGCUGUAGAUCUUCUUCUCAUCCUCAUUAUCCCAGUAGGAUUGAAUACAGCUCAUGCAGAAGCUGUGUCCACAGGAUCCUUCAGAAGAUCCAAACAGAUGGAACAAGAGAGAGACUCACGGUCAAGAUGAACUCCUUUCUGUGCCAUUUCAACACUCGCUGUCGACGACGACUGACUGAGUUUUAUUUCCUGAGAAGUGAAACUAGUCUGAGCUCUGAUCUCAACAACAUGUGUGAGUCAGCAGGAUAUGACCUCAGCCGUCCUGAAGAUCAACUGAACCAACAUUUAUUCACCUCAUAGAAACCUCAUCGAGCAGAAACACACUUCAACUGUUUUAGAGCCACAGAGUUAAAGAGACAACAUAGAGAAACACUCUCUCUCUCUCUCUCAAGCCCCGCCCACAAACAGACGCUCCUGCCUCCUACUUCCGUUUUAAGCGCCCGUUAUUCCUCCAGAGUCUCCGGUAUUUACUUUGUUUUCUUGCUUGUGUCGGCAGUCGUGGCCAAAGGAGGAUUCAGACAAUUUUCCGAACUUUCUGGUUGGUUUCUACUGUCCGAUAUUGUAGCACGCUAACUUUGUUUGGGCUCCUGAACGACACGGGGGAGCAGCGUCUGCCUCACAACCAAUCAGGUUAGAGGAGGUGGAGAACGGCUUUGUUUACAGUCAGAAAGAGCGGACCGCUCAAAAAUGUUCAAAUGUUGACGACACAGACAUAAGAGAACACAGAGAUAUCGAUAUAUUACCAAAUGUCAUCAAUAACUAAUAACUAUUGACUGAUAUUAGAAGAUUUUUGUUAAUACACCACAAAAUAAAAAGACGCUUCUUUAACAGAUUCCUGCCGACUCCACCUUUAAAUACACUGAUGGCGCCGUCUCAGACAGGAAAACUGAAGUUAGGUUUGCGCCGCACUUUGUUAAACUUAAAUGUUCUUAAAAUAUGAUGUAGAAAUAAAGCUGAUCAGAUUCUCCUCAGCUCCAUCACCAGAGUCUAGACUCAAAGACCAGGACUUCAGUUUUACUCCUGCUCCUCUCGGAGGUCACUGGGCCGAUGAUUCUGCUGCAGAGCAUCAGCUCGUGUUUCUGGUAUCUGGAGGUUUUUACUUAGAGUCACGUGAUUCUGUGAAAUGUUUGAUGAUCAGGAAGUGAUGGGUUUUAAGAUACAUGACCACUUCCUGCCUGAAACUGUGACACCUCUUUAGAAGAGCCGAGUACAAACGUUCACACGAUGUUUGACAGCAGACAGACACAUUAUAACUUCAUUUAUUAUAUUAAAGAUGUAAAUCCAGUUAAACUUCAGUGUUUCAGAGUUUACAGCAUUGGUAGUUUGACUCCAGUCUACGCUCAUGUGUUUGUUUGUACUCCGUCAUCAUGUGACUUUGUGUCUGCAGCCGUCACCUCAGAGGACUGACACCAGAUCAGGUGUCACAGCGGGCGCUCGGCCUUCGUGUUAUUUGAUCACAGUGGAAAUUCGUCCUUGAUUAAAGCACUAAUCAGAGAGGACCUCGCCCAGAAGCAUGAUGGGAAACGGGCCAGGUGGUUAGCAGGAGUGUGUCACCUUGAGGGAUGAGAGAGAGAGAGAGUGAUCAGCUGAAGUUAAAGUUUCAUUUCAGAUCUGAAUGGACAUAUUUUCAGGCCUCAGUGUGCAGUUAGAUCAGGGCUCUGUGUGCAGCUUCUAUUAUAGAAAGUGACAAAUAUUCUUACAGUGUAUUUACACACACACUGACACACACUGACACACACACUGACAUGUCCCUCCAGGGUGUGAUCUCUAAAAUCUGACAACAGAAACCUGAUCAGUGAGUGUGAAUGAAGCUCCAAACCUCUGCUGACACUCGGAGGAUUUAAAUAAGGGUCUGGACUUUACACCCAAAACCACCGAGUCUCUGAUUACAGGCGGACAGGUGAGAGACCACACCUGUCUGUGUGAUCAUCACCGUCUCACAGGGUUAAAUGGACAUCUUUAUAUUUAUAAUGACCAAUGUGUGUUUUUAUGUUUGACUGUUGAACCUUCUCGUGGAUUUGACUUCAUCCUGCUGGUGUCUUUAUUAAUAUAACUACAACACAGAGUCCCACCGACCCAUGUGACUCUGAUCAUCUUUUUAACUGAAAAAAUAACAAACACACAGAGAGAGGUUUACAUGACCCCAAAUAUUCAUUUAGAGUUACUUUACAUACAUGUAUAAACUAUGAUUUUUGUCAAAUUGUAUAUUUUUAAGUUCAUCCAAAGUUUGACCAAUCAUUUCUCAGGAAUCGUGCUCUUGGCUUUAAUACUCAGAGUUCAAUACUUCAGAAUUAUUAAAAUAAACCUAGUAAAGUGCACCGAUACUAGCCUACAGUGAGAAUAUGAGAUUAUAAAAUACAGAUGAUAAUCAUUAAACAAGAAAUUAUAAUAAUAAAAAUACUUCAGCACACUCUAUGAACAUCAACUUAUAACAGUUUCUUUGAUAAAGUAGGUUAACAAUAAUAAUAAUAAUAAUAAUAAUGAUAAUACAUCAGAUUUAUCAGAGACCCUCAGGUUUAAAUAUUGUGCACCGAUAAAAGACGAGCUUUUUCGAGUUUAGCUGAAGUGACGUACCUCUACUCCAACUCCCAGAAUGCUUUGUGGCUUCCCUUCGCGCUUGGCUGGUAUGACGGACGGUUCUUGUUAGCAGUAUUCUUGUUCUUUUACCUCUGUGGACUCCUUAACGCUUCUUCUUUAAUGAUGUAAUUUGUUCUUAUGAAGACAAGAAAACGAUGUAAAAGGUAAGACAGGGCUGCUUUAGGGUAUUUAAAACGGGAAAAGCCGGUAUUACGGUGCCGAAACUGUAAAGUUUUGUUAGCAUGUUAAGUUGCUGUCUGACUGUCUCCAUGGCAACGGGCUCUUUCAUCCGGGUACUCUGGUCUCUGUAAACAGGGGGAAAUAUAGUGGAAGAAACGGUUUAAAAUGUGAAAAAUAUCCUUAAAAAUGAAACAAAACAUCAAAAUUCACUGACAUGAAUCUCAUUCAGUCAACACUCGCGUUUUCUGCCUUUUGUUUUUGACUGUUUUUACUCUUAGUACGAACAAAAAGUCGAGUAGCAGAGAAAUUAUUCAGGAAAAUAAUGAAUCAACAGUUCGAAUUAGCUUCCUGCACCUAUAAAAUCAGCGUUUUUCACCUUUAUUUCUUUGUAUUUAACUAUCAUGAUCAUGAGAUAAAAAUCCUUUUCAUAAUUAUGAGCUAAAGUCCAAACUGUAUGAGAAAGGAACCAAUAAAUUUCGACUAAAUGAGUUUAAAUGUUGAAAUAAAAGGAGAGAAGGUCAGUUAUAGGGUGAAUAAAAACGUUAGAAUUUAGAAAUAAUAGAUUUAUUGUUUUUCCAAUAUCUUUGAUCAAUCAUUAUUAUGUAUUCAUUUACAUUUUUACUGGUGGAAAAUGGGUUUCCUGAUGAUCUGUGAAGUAUUACACAGAGACAAGGCUGUUUUUUUUAAUUUUUUUAUUAGAUUUUAGCCCAGCUGUAUGAAAUCUUAAUGGGAACAUCAUUUUAUUCAUCAGAUAAUGACUGCAGCCUGUUUCCUGUUUCCUGUCUCACUCCUUUAAAAUGGUGUGUAAAGCUCUGUAAUGGUGGUUCUCUUGUUACAGGUGUUACAGGUGUUACAGGUGUUAUGAACAACUAUGAGGUCAUCCGUCAGAUUGGCGAGGGAGCGUUCGGUAAAGCCUUUCUGGUUAAAGAGAAAGGUGGAGGUGGAGACAGACGAUGUGUGGUCAAACAGAUCAACCUCAGAAAGGUACAUCUGCAGCUUUAUACAAAUAUAUUAUUAUACUGUUUUUUAUCAUUCUGAGGUGAUGAUAUUUUGACAUCAUUGCUGAUAAACUUUGUCAUUUCUGCUUAGAUGAAAAUGUCAAAAUCUAACGCCGUUCUGUAUAAAACCAAAGAUUUACUUUCACAAAAAGACUUCAAGUGAUCGAUGGUUUGAUCGGAGGUUAAUCUUUCGUUCAGAUGUCGGCGAAGGAAAAGGAAGGAUCGAAGAAAGAGGUGACUCUGAUGUCCAAGAUGAAGCACCCAAACAUCGUGACCUUCAUCACCUCCUUUCAGGGUAAGAGUGGAAGUGUUUGUGAGCCGUCAUGAGUGUUCGUCAGCAGGUCAGUGUUUACUGUCUGUUCACAGAGAGGGGCAGUCUGUACAUCGUGAUGGAGUUCUGUGACGGAGGAGACCUGAUGAAGAAGAUCAGCAUGCAGAGAGGCGUCCUCUUCACCGAGGAGCAGGUACACACACACACACACACACACACACACACACACACCUCUCUCACAUCUAUCAGAACCAAAGUCAAAGUGAAGGUGUUAUCCGUGUUUUCAGGUGGUCCACUGGUUUGUUCAGAUCUGCCUCGCCCUCAAACACAUCCAUGACAGGAAGAUCCUCCACAGGGACAUCAAAGCUCAGGUACCAGAGCCGCUCCGUGUCCAGAUACAGACACCAGGAUCAGCUUAGUCCAGACCCAGGUCCAUGAAGAGUUGACAGAGACAGAAUUUGAUGGUCUGCAGAUCAUGACGGGCGUAUAUUUGAUUAAAAUAGCACAUAAAAGACACGGAAUAGAGGAUCAUUUUAAUUUAAAGAGGGAACAACCAGAUCCUGGUCUCCUGGGUUGACUCAGGUCUACAGAGACAGUGUUUGGAUGGAAUGGCUGAAGAUGAAGGGUAGUGUAGAUGCAGCAGCACAGCUAUGUAAACCUGUGUGUGAUUAACGACAUGAUCCACAGAGACUGAGGUUAAGACUUUUAAUGAACAAGUGUAAUCAUCACAGAGCGCCGAGGACGCUCCGCUCCGUCCUGAACAAAGAGCUCCCUGUGAGCCAACUCCCAGAAUAACUCCGACUGACCACAGACUGCUGCUCUGUUCACCGCCGUCACUAUCUGUCAUCACACACACACACUCACACACACACACACACACUCUCACACACACACUCGUCCUGUCAGUAACACAGACAUGCCUUCAUCCCUCUGCUCUCCCUCUGGUUUAGAAUAUCUUCCUCACCAACGGAGGGAUGAAAGCGAAGCUGGGGGACUUUGGAAUCGCAAGAAUGUUGAAUAAGUGAGUCAGUGUCAUCUUCACACAAACACACACACAUGCUCUCACUCACACACACACACACACACACACGCUCACACGGUGCAGCUGUUUAUCACUGAGCGCUCUGUAACACAUGGAAGACCUCCAAACAAGUCAUUAUCAUUCCACACACUCGACCCGGACACGUAAACACACAUGACGGUCCGGGUCGAGUCCACACACAGGAUCAGAUCUGAGUCCAGUGAAGAUGAAGACGAAGACGAAGACGAAGACGGAGACGGAGACGAGGCUGAGGACGAAGAUAUUCAUGAAGUUAUCUUUCAGAUAGAGUCACAUCCACAGCUGCAGAGAACUUAGAUACUGCAAUUAAAGGACAAGUCUGCAGAUUUUCAGCUCUCUCUCUCUCUCUCUCUCUCUCUCUAUAGUGUACAGAGUGUCUGCAGUUGUUGCAGGUGUGCAGAUUAUUAACUGCGGUUUGAGGUUGUUGGUUUUCUGGGAGGAUCUCAAACUUAAAACUUUAUAUUAACCACCAUUAAUGAUGAACCACAAGCACAUUCAUUAAAACUUACUAAGGAUUUAAAAUAAUUCUUAUAGGUGAUUAAAUCUUUUAAAAUAACUAACAGUGAUGUUUAUGAGGCGUGAUAAACAGUGAACGUAAUGCCUCAUGAAUGUAUAAAUUAUUAUUUGUUAUAUUUUCAUUUAAGACCACAGUGUCUUUUAAUUUUAGGUAUUAAAUCAUAUUUUAACUUCAACAACUUCAUUCAGGGAACAAACCCUCAGAGCUAUUUUUACUAAAAAAUCUGUUUUAUUUCAACAAAAAAGGAACAUUUGAAGAUCAUCUAUAAGGUGUACAGUCUGUCACGGUCCGGAGGUAAACAAAAAGAGAAAAGACCCCAAAAAAAGAUUAAUUUAAAAAAUAAAAUAAAGUAGAAUAAAGCAACAAAAAGAGAAAAAAAAACCAAAAGACAAAAUCACAGAGAGCAACACAGACACACACACACUGACAGACACACACACACUGACAGACACACAGUGAACAAACCAGGACAGAGGAGAAGACAGAGACUAAAAACACACACAGGUGAACGAGCGACAGGUGAGACAGAUGAGUGAUUAACGAAGGAGGGAAAACUGAGGAAGUAAAACUGGAGUAUAAACACAAGGAAUCAACUCCUACAAAAUAAAACAGGAAAUAAACACUGAAAACUGAUCUAGAGAAUAAAACACAGAGAACAGGAGAGAAACAGAGUCAGACUGAGAACUCAAAAGACUGGACUACAGGGGGAAAUAGACUUAAUUAACAAAACCAGAGAAAAACUAAAUUACCAGAACACAUCACGACACCGCCUGCCUCAUUAAAAAUCCACACUGAGUAAACUUCCACAAAGAAAGCUCUUUAAAACUUGGACAUCGAAAUUUCCUGUUCUAUAUAUAUAUAUAUAUAUAUAUAUAUAAUAUAUAAAGUCUAAAGAUCUACAAAGAUAAAUCCUCAUUUAUUUUGAGUUUGAUUUAUUUCAGAGAUAAUUUCCCGACAUGUUCAGGAGGAUUUCUGUCUGCUGGAUUCUUCCAUCAUGAGCUCAUCUUCAGACUCAAACUUGUUUAGUCUCUCCAUCGAACACAAACCCGGCCCGUCUCUGCUCGUAUUUAAACUUUGAUUGAUUAUUCAGACAAUGGUGUCCCUUCAGUUCAGCUUCAACAGUUUAUGUUUGUCUCUUUCCUGUUUGGACGUCUCAGUGCAGACGGCUCACAGAGUGACCCGACUCUUCAGACUGCAGCUUCAUUAACAUGCAGGCUUCCAGGGUCCAUCUUUGUGUUUCACUCUUUAACAGAGAGCUCUGCCUCUCUGCAGGGAUCAUUUCUGAGCCCGUCAGAGACCAACACAACAACGUUUAACACACACACACACUGUGACCCAGAAAGGAUGAGAGAGAGAGAGAGAGAGAGAGAGAGAGAGAGAGAGAGACUGUUCACCUGCUGCAGCUUUAACUCGUCUGUCAGAGCAGAAAAGAUCCAAAGACAAAUAACUAAUCAUAACAGAUCAUACAGGGGAAUGAUAAGAGAGCUCCAUCAGUUGUGAAGAAAUGCUUUAUAAACUGAACUUCCAUUUCCAAAGGAGAUAUUCCAUCCUCCUUGGUAAUAAAAUGACCUUAUUUGUCUUUCCUGUGUCUGUUUAGCACCAUGGAGCUGGCCAGGACGUGUGUGGGGACGCCAUAUUACCUGUCCCCGGAGAUCUGCGAGAACCGACCGUACAACAACAAGACGUACGUCCAGAUCACAUCAGUCUGCAGACACACAACCAUGAAUGCAUGUUACACUUAUUUAUGUUUAUUAUUAUUAUUAUUAUUAUUUUAUUAUUAUUAUAUUUAUUUUAUUAUUAUUUAUUUAUUAUUAUUUUAUUAUUAUUAUAUUUAUUUUAUUAUUAUUUAUUUAUUAUUAUUUUAUUAUUAUUAUAUUUAUUUUAUUGUUAUUUAUUUAUUAUUAUUUUAUUAUUAUUAUAUUUAUUUUAUUUAUUAUUAUUUUAUUAUUAUUUUAUUAUUUAUGUUUUCCUUUUUUUGAAUGAUCAUGGAAAGUCAGAUCAGAUCACAGACACAGUGUGAAGUUGUCGUAUCGUAUCUUCUUGUGUGUUACGGUCACACCCGCACUGUUGGAUUAAAGUUUGUCUGUCGCCCUGUCGCAGAUGUCUUCAGUCUCAGUUUGACGGCGUGCUCAUUAAUAUGUUUUUAUCUCUACAACAUGUUGAUGUUCAGACGUUUCUUCUGCAUGAACUCCUCAAACUUCUCCGUCAGUGUGGAGUCCACUCUGUACGGUGUUGAUGUUGUUUGUAUGUUUGAGAUGAUACUGACGGCGUUGGAGUUGUUUGUUUUCCUCCGCUCUCAGUCCCUGCUGGGUGGAGUCGUCUCCUUGGGUCAGUUCAGGGAGUUUCCCGUAAACUGUGGGCUGCAGAAACAAAGCGGGGGUUAAAUUAGACUGUCGAUCGUUCUGAUAGUCAUUAAACUGUUCGCCACACACGGCGAGAAACAAAACAAACUACAACAAACCACAGAGAGCAGAAAAACAAGAGCUGAAAGAUCAACAACAACGUCCUGAACAGCUGAUCGUCUGAGCUGUAGAGUCAUUGAUUUGUGAUCAGUUCCUCCAGACGUCAUCCUGAUCAGGUUGUGAGAAACUGUGAGCCGACCUUUAAAUACAUGUAAAGCCCGGGAUGGAGAGCUGUACAACUAAAGCAAGCUGAAGUUUAGUCUUUGAACUGAGGGUCUGGUUGUAGGAGUGAAGUCGAUGCUUUAAGCUACUGAGAUGUUUGACCUGGAGUAACCUGGUUGACACACCGCACUACUAAGUUUCCCCGUGAGUUGUGAUGAUCAGUGAAAGUCCGGACGCUGUUCCUCAGAUUAAGGAAACGUCUGUGUUUGCGCCACGACGGUCAAAAACACAACAGUGAGAUGACUACCUUUAUCUCUGAGCCCCCUGAUAACAAGACAGCGACACCUAAGGCACACAAAGUGAACUGCAGCUCAUGAUAUGGUCUUCCAUCAACAUAUUUGUCUCCUCCACUGGUCCAGUCAGGGAGUUCAGACGAACCCUGAUCCUCUGAUGAGUUUGGAGUCGUGAUCAUCUCAGAGUUUUUAUCGUCCUCCUCUUCCUCUGUCGCUCCUCUUCUCUCUUGUUUUGGGAACAGCUGAGGUCAGAGGUGUCUCCUCUUUCCCACACUCACAAAAACAUGUUUAAUGCGCUGCUUUAGUGAGACCCUCACUGACAGGAUCCGACCCUGGCACAGUUUUAACCCUUCGAGCAUGUCUGAACUCUCAAACACUCAUCUACGGAGGAGAAGGUCCUCGUUCUCAAGACCCAGAACAUCAGUGGGACCUCACAGAGAUAGAGAAACAAGAGCAAACACACAACCACAUAGUUGGUCUCCUGCCAAAAUAAGCUAAAGCCAGAAGCGGCGUUUUUACUCCAGGACCUGAAACCUCUCAACCUUCGGUCAGCAGAUGUGCUCAGAUAGGAAACUCCAACGCUCGGGACUUUAACGUGACGGGUUUGUUUCUGCUGGUUUUUGAGGGCUGUAGCUCAGGGGAAAAGAGGAUAAUGAGAAGCCCCGCCCCCCUCCAUCCUGUUCCAACAAGAAAUAUGUCGGGUUACACAAGACGGCGCUCAGAAAAAACGGACUUUAAAGAAACAAGAAACACUCCCCGAACGCUCCGCAGAGCUGCAAAACAAAAACCAUGAAACAGAGUCAGAGAGGAGGGAUUUCACAUUUCAUUAACAAGUGUGUGUGUGUGUGUGUGUGUGUGUGUGUGUGUGUGUGUGUGUGUGUGUGUGUGUGUGUGUGUGUGCGCGUGUGUGUGUGUGAGUGUGUGUGUGUGUGCGCGCGCUCUCUCUGCAGGGAUAUCUGGUCUCUGGGAUGUGUCCUGUAUGAACUCUGCACCCUGAGGCAUCCAGUGAGCUGCACCACACCCAUCAGAACAUCAGCAGCUGCUCCACACACACACACACACACACACACACACACACACACACACUGAGCUAAUUUCUCUGCAGAGGGAGGAUGAUCCUGAAUAUCCAUCAAACUAACUCCUCUCUGCAUCUUUAGUUUGUCUGAGUUUUAGCAGUUCUUCAGCAGCAGGUUCCUUUAAAACACAAAAUAUAAAACUAUAUAAAUAUAUAUAUGUGUGUAUUUAAAUAUUUCUAUGUAUAUUCAUGAGAAAAGAGAGACAUCGAAUCUAAGGACCAUGUUGACCUAAACUCAUGCGUUCACCUGCAGUUUGAGGGCAGCAGUCUGCGGCAGUUGGUCGGCAAAAUCUGCUGGGGGCGCUACAACCCAGUCCCCACCCACUACUCCCACGAGCUACGCCUGCUGGUCACUCAGCUCUUCAAGGUCAGACACACACACACACACACUCACACACACACACACACUCACACACACUCACACUUCUUAGUGUUUUUAUUUUUCUGCACAGAGUGAAGAUUUUCAUUUUUAACGCUGCGACAGACACUGACGAUUUCAGAAACAAAAAACAUCCAAAACAGAAUCAUCCAAUCAGAAUCAAGAGUUUAAGAUAAAAGAGAUUAGAAAAAAAAGCUUUAAAAAAAAAGAAUUUGAAAUAAAAGAGCCUAAAAGGAAAGAACUUAGGAUAAAAGAGCUUUAGAUAAAAGAUCUUAAGAUUAAAGAGCUUAAAGAAAAGAGCUUACCGCAAAAUAAUAAAGCGAAGUCUCUCUUCAGCGAUCCUGUUGCUGUGGGCGCCCCCUGCAGGCCUGAAGCACCUCUGUUUUAAGGACAGAAUUUGCAGCAUUUUUCAUGUUUUUAAUGUUUAAUCUGACUUUUACAGUUUUCAUUUGCAGCCUGUUUGAGGUCUUUUUGUCUUUUUGCAGCUUUUUCUUCAUUUUCAUCAAACUUUAUAAACAUGUGUUCUGACUUUAGCGCCUGUUUUUGAGUUUGUGUCACCUGGUUUGUUUGUUGUUCAUGCAGGUGAUUCAUCUUAUUGAUUUCAUGUUUCAUUGAUUUUGGACUUUAGGCCUCUGAGGUUAGGAUCGGUUUUCUUUAAGGAACCCAAAAGCAGGUAGUAGAGGAGGUUUAAGUGACUUUAUUUACAAUCACUCUUGGGUUUGCAGUAGUUGUUAGAAUUUGGCCGUGACCCCACUGUGAGAGCAGGAACAGUCUGAAGAUGAUCGGUCUUCAGAGCUGAGCUUUAAAGCAGGUGGUGAUUGGAUGAUCAGGAGCAGGUUUGGAGGUUCAGGAGGAGCCAGUGCUGAUGUUCAGUCAUGACAAAUGGACCCUAAUUAAGUUUAAUUGGCAGCAGGAGUGAGUGUGGAAAAUGUCCACCUGUGUGAAAUGAACAAAAACGAAGAAAACUCAAAGAAAACUUGAUUUAGAAACUGUUCUGAUAUUUUAAUAACCACGUGGUUCAGUCUAAAGUUCCUCUGACGUCUCAGUGAUUUUAACACAGUCGUUGUUUUUAGUAUUUUCUUCUUUCUGAGUUUCUGAGUUUAAACUGCAGAGUAAACACUUUGAAAGAGGAAACAUAAAAUUCAGACUCUGAGGAAACUGUAGGAGCAGCUGUGGAGGAUGUGAUCCUGAGCCCAACACGAGGAAGCGCCCAUUGUCUCAGGCUGCUGAUCUGAACACACACACACACACACACACACACACACACACACACACACACACACACACACACACACACACACACACUCUAACAUGUUUACAGGAACUUGUACAGCUCCAAACAGACAGUUAACUCCAGGCACAGUAAAUAUUCCUUUUAAAAACAUGUGUUGUAUAUUUUUAAUGACUUAAAUAGAAUUUAAUUGUGUCGUAUCAUUUAUAGUAAAAUGCCGUAUUUAUAGUAAAAGAGGAACACUAACACUUUAGUCUACAGUCAGUUUUACAAACCAAAGAUCCACCAGCAGAAACCUUUGGUACUGAAAUGUAAAGAUGAUGCAGAAGUGCUUUAAACUGCAGUUCCAUGAAUGUCCACUAGAGGCAUGCUGGAGAAGCCUGUAAACCACAUACACACCCAUUUUAAAAAAGCCCAUCUCUGUGAACAGACGGCUCAUUUCUCUCUUCAGGGAGUGAAUUUCUUUAUCAGGCUUCAGCUUCGAUGACGUUCAGGUGACGAGUUUGACAGAAUCAGAGGAACAGCUGAGUCGACUGUUAGUCAGGAGGUUAACGGCCUCAGCUCCACCUGUCCGCCUCCUGAUAGGUGGAGCUGAGAGUUAGGUGGUCAGCUCUCUGAGUCCACCUCAGAAACCCAGAGUCCUGUCUCUGAGACCAGGUCCAGGUUCUAGAGUCUAGGGUUGAUGGUCACUUUAAACAGAAUGUCUGCCUCUGGUUUAGGAUUUUUUGGGGGGGCUGAACAGGUUCUGGGGAGCGUGGCCACCUUCUGGCUCCGGCUCUGACAGCAACACUGUGUUUCCAGGUGAACCCUCGGGACCGCCCCUCAGUCAGCUCCGUCCUCAGGUGUCCCUUCCUGGAGAAACACAUCAGCAAACACCUGGACCCUCAGGUAACCAGUCCAGAGAACUCAGUUUUUAACCUGCUGGGUCAGAAAAAAAGGACCUUUCACCGUCCAGGAAAUUAAAUCUUUAGCCGAGGAGCCCAACACAGACGUUGGAAAUAUCCAUGUGGAACACAAAAGUUGUUUUUCUAAAACUGAAUUUAAUUUGUUCACUGAUUAUUAAACCUCCAAAGUCACAGAUGUCCCUUUAGAGCCCUGGGACAAGUGAUGGCGAUAAAACAGACGCUUAAAUUCAUUUCAUUGUGCCGUUGACGCUCUCCCAACCAAACUCUAUGGUCUAUGGUCGACUAUGGUCAGUCGGCCGUUUUGCAAUGAAUUCUGCAUCUUAGCACAAAUCUUUCCUUCUGAUUUUCAAUAAUUCUAAACUGUCAAAAGCAAAAGAGAAGAAACUCCACAGUCCUGAUCAUCCUGGUGACUCUGAAGGGAAAAAGCAAAAGUUUCACCCUCUUAAAUUUAUCACCAAAGUUCUUCCAACGACUCAAGAAUGUAUUUAAUAGAAAAACAACUUUUGUGUUCUAUAUGGAUAUUUCCCAUUUCUGGUAAGUGGCUGCAAAGCUUUAGUAUGUCCAAAGGAAUCCUCAAAGUGAGCUAAGCCUCUCGACUAUCCCUCUAACGAUGUUCAUACAUGUUGACUUUAUAUCGAAGUGUGAAGCUUUAAAGGUCGAGGCAGAGAAACGGCGCUGAAGCAGCUCGUCAGAAAACAACUUCAAAACCUGUUUUUAAAAUGAUGCUCUGAGUUUGUGACGAUAUUCAAAUCAGCUGUAAAUGAGGGCAGAAAAAGCAGAUGUAAAUGUGCAGGUGUGUGUGUGUGUGUGUGUGUGUGUGUGUGUGUGUGUGUGUGUGUGUGUGUGUGUGUGUGUGUGUGUGUGUGUGUGUGUGUGUGUGCGUGGUUUCCUCUCCAAGCAGCUGAUGCAGGAAGAGUUCAGCCACACGGUGCUGCAUCGGCACAAAGCUGCAGUGUCUAAAAAAAGACCCACAAACACAGCAGGUAACACACACACACUCACACACACACUCACUCACACAACCAUAAAUGUACAAACAAAACAAACACAACGAACACGACACAGAUGAAGAUUUCAGAGCAGCAGAGGGAGGAGAAGGAAGAGCGCUCAGUUCUGUGGAUUGUAGCGCCUCUCGGUGGUCGUUUACAGAAAGACGAUUCCUGGUGUUAUCUCAUCAGUCAACUCUGAUGAAAACAGGACUUCCUCCUGAUUGGUCGGACCGUCACAGCAUCAUGUUUUGGCAGACUCCAUGUUUGUGUAACAUUAGGAGAAACAGUCAGAGUGUGUCAGAGUUCAGUCUCUGUCCUCUCAGGGAGAUCGCCGUGUCUCUGCAUGUUCCACAAAUCCUCUCUUCUUCCAACAAUAAAACAAAACCCUCAGCUGUCACAGACUGAGUCCAGGCGUCCAAAAAUGAUCUGAAAUAAAGAAAACUGCUUUAAAAAAGGGUCUGGAUUUACAUUGACGUCUAUGAACCAGGUCCUGAACAGGGAACUUAGAGCACUUGUAGACCCCUGUACCAGAUCUUCAGAUAAAAUAGUUUCAUCUCAUUUAAUCUCAUUUUCUUUCUGUGGAUUUUUAUUAUCUUGUUCUCUUUCUCCAGAGAAGAUCCAGAAGUCCAGAUCUGCAGAGAGACCCAGGGUCCCCGUUAGAGGACUUCCUGUUAAACCAGAGAGUAGAGUCCCUCUGAGAGCGUACAGUCCAGCUCAGCACAGACUCUUUACAGUAAGAUUACUUCAUAUGAAACAGUCACACUCUUAUCUUUGUCAUGUAUAUAUGUUUGAUGACCUGUGGAGCUCUUAAAGGGAUAUUCUGUCGUAAAAUUAAUUUAGGGUCAAACACACCGUAACGUCGUCACUAAAGUUGGUAUAACGAGAGAAUCAAGCGGUUGACAACAUUCAUCUGUGAAGGGGGGGUCUACCUCAUUGUUACGGUGGGUUUGACCCUGACUUAAUUUUACAACAGAAUAUCCCUUUAAGGACAGACUUUAUUAAUAUCAGAGUUUAUUAAACCUACUCACGUGUGUGUCUGUGUCGAUGAUUUCAGCCUCUUCAUCAGAGAUCUGCAGAGAGACCCAGAGUCCCCGUUAGAGGACUUCCUGUUAAACCCGAGAGCAGAGUCCCUCUGAGAGCGUACAGUCCAGCUCAGCACAGACUCUUUACAGUAAGAUUACUUCAUAUGAAACAGGACACUCUUAUCUUCAUGUGUUUAUUAAACUUACUCAUGUGUGUGUCUGUGUCCAUGAUUCCAGCCUCUUCAUCAGAGAGCUGCAGACUCAGAGGACCUCAGGUGGAUCACACUCUUCUUCUUCUUCUUCUUCAUCCUCAGUUCUCAGACUUGUCGGGCUUCAUUUCUGUCUUUUCUUCUUCUGUUGCAGGUUCAAGCAGCUGCAGCCGCUCCGUCACUAUCAACUCUGUCAAGUCCAGUGUGAACCCUCACUGAUGAUGAAGGAGGACGUCCUUCUUCUUCUUCGUCAGGACAGAGAGAGGGAGCGGCAUGAAGCUCCUGCAGAGCCGUAUCAGAUGUGAGGGACAGUUUCUGCAGAGAGAGACCAUGAACAUCAGUUUAGAGAUUCAUUCAUCAAGUCAACAUUUAUCUGGAUUAUUAAGGAGAUGAUGUUUUUAUACAGAUUAUUAUUAAUCUGACUUCAGAGACUUUCAUCUGAGCAGUACGCUUCAGCUCUCACCUGUACCUGUACUCUCUCUCUCUCUCUCUCUCUCUCACCUGUACCUGUGCUCUCUCUCUCUCUCUCUCUCUCACCUGUACCUGUGCUCUCUCUCUCUCUCUCUCUCACUCACCUGUACCUGUACUCUCUCUCUCUCUCUCCUCUCUCUCUCACCUGUACCUGUACUCUCUCUCUCUCUCUCUCUCUCACUCACCUGUACCUGUACUCUCUCUCUCUCUCUCUCUCUCUCUCUCUCACUCACCUGUACCUGUGCUCUCUCUCUCUCUCUCUCACCUGUACCUGUGCUCUCUCUCUCUCUCUCUCACCUGUACCUGUGCUCUCUCUCUCUCUCUCACUCACCUGUACCUGUACUCUCUCUCUCUCUCUCUCUCUCACUAACCUGUACCUGUGCUCUCUCUCUCUCUCUCUCUCACUCACCUGUACCUGUACUCUCUCUCUCUCUCUCUCUCUCUCUCUCUCACUCACCUGUACCUGUACUCUCUCUCUCUCUCUCUCUCUCUCUCACUCACCUGUACCUGUGCUCUCUCUCUCUCUCUCUCUCUCACCUGUACCUGUGCUCUCUCUCUCUCUCUCUCUCUCUCUCUCACCUGUACCUGUACUCUCUCUCUCUCUCUCUCUCUCUCUCUCUCUCUCUCACUCACCUGUACCUGUACUCUCUCUCUCUCUCUCUCACUCACCUGUACCUGUACUCUCUCUCUCUCUCUCUCUCUCUCUCUCUCACCUGUACCUGUACUCUCUCUCUCUCUCUCUCUCUCUCUCUCUCUCACUCACCUUUACCUCUCUCUCUCUCUCUCUCUCUCUCUCUCUCUCACUCACCUGUACCUGUACUCUCUCUCUCUCUCUCUCUCUCUCACUCACCUGUACCUGUACUCCCUCUCUCUCUCUCUCUCACUCACCUGUACCUGUGCUCUCUCUCUCUCUCUCUCUCUCACUCACCUGUACCUGUACUCUCUCUCUCUCUCUCUCUCUCUCUCUCUCUCUCUCACUCACCUGUACCUGUACUCUCUCUCUCUCUCUCUCUCUCUCCUCUCACUCACCUGUACCUGUCUCUCUCUCUCUCUCUCUCUCUCUCUCUCUCUCUCUCCCUCUCUCUGGAGAUGGCGUGUGAGUGCUGAGAGCGAAUCAAUCUUUGAUUCAACUUUUUUUCUAAUUUCGUUUCUUUUCUUUCUUCUAUCGUCACUGUAUUGAAUGGUCAUUGUUUGGAUUAUUUGUUCAUAACUUUUGGUUAAACAGUUCAGUGUUUUUUGUGUGUUUUCUUCGUGCCUCGUGGCGAGGAUGGCGUCCUCUGAGACGCCACCUCCGCCAGCGUCCCUGAGACACGGCGUGAGGCUGGUGCCACCGCCGGCCUCCUCUGUGGAGCAGGUCCUGUUGGCUGUGGGAGACCAGGUGGGCCACGGUAAUAUCUCAUAUGCCUCCCGCAUGAACAAAGCCGUGGUAGUGUUUCUAAAAGAACAGACACAUGUUACCAAACUUAUUGAGGAUGGAUUAACCCUCAACGAGGAGUUUAUCCAAGUUUCCCCGCUGGCUCUGCCGUCCACGCGGAUCACCGUGUCCGGCGUCCCUCCAUUCAUCCCGAAUGAAGCGCUGGAACGGGAGCUCAAGCGGUUCGGUAAGUUCGCCAGUGGUUUUCGUACUGUUGCUUUGGGAUGUAAAGAUGCUAAGCUAAAGCAUGUUCAGUCUCUGAGGAGACAGGUCUUCAUGUUUUUAGACUCUCCAGCUCAGACACUGGAUGUGUCCUUCCGUGUAAAACACGAGGAAGGUUUUUACAUGGUGUAUGCUAGCUCAGGGAGUAUGAAGUGUUUUGAGUGUGGAGACGUGGGCCAUAAACGUGUCGCUUGUCCUCACCGACAGCACACGGUGAGACCCGCUGAAGAUGACAGCAGGGAGGUGAGCGGUGGGGCCGGUAGGCCGGUGUGGGGCGGUGCUGCGGCCGUCUCGGGUGUGGCGGGUCCGGCGGCGGCUGCCGCGGGUCCCUCGGGCUCGGCGGCGACUGCCGCGGCACCCGUGGGUCCGGCGGCGGCUGCCGCGGGUCCCUCGGGCUCGGCGGCGGCUCCCGUGGGUCCGGCGGCGGCUGCCGCGGGUCCCUCGGGCUCGGCGGCGGCUGCCGCGGCUCCCGUGGGUUCGGCGGCGGCUGCCGCGGGUCCCUCGGGUCCGGCGCCUGCUGCCGUGGGCUCCGUGGGUUCGGCGGCGGCUGCCGCCGGUCCCUCGGGCUCGGCGGUGGCCGCCGCCGGCCCGGUGCGCGGGGCGGCGCUAAAGUCUGUUUUGGGUUUUGGACCUGGAAUGGUGAAAAAUCAGCCCUUGAGUUGUGUGACUGAAGAGUGUGAGGAUGAGAUCAGUGUGGAGCAGGAUGAGGCUCACACAGCAGGGCAGGCGGAGACCUGCGCUCCUGAGCAGGGUGGGGCUGCUGCAGGUGAGCCGAUGCAGGAGGAGGCUGCUGGCACGGCGCAGCAGCUGAGGACUGACUCGGGCUGCUCCAGCUCACAGUCAACAGGCAGUAGGUUUCUCAGAUGCUGAUGUAGACUCUGAUUGUGUCUCUGUAGCAGACAGUGUGUUACUAAAUCCAGACCUAUACUCUCUUGAGGAGGUGACAGAGUUUCUAGAUGACUCCUUUGGGAGAUCAGUGGAGGUCACAGACUAUUUCCCAGAUAUGCAGAAGUUUGUCCGGUCUGUGGACACUCUGCAGAAGGUCGUAGGUAAGGAGUUUUUAUGUAAUAAAAAAAGGUAUCGCCUCAAAAAGCAUGUGUCUAAUGUGAGGAAAAUUCUUAAAGGUAAACAGAUAUUGAAAAAAAGGAAAGUUUCCAAGUAAUCCAGAAUGAUUGUACAAUACCAGGUGUUUUCUCUUUGCUGUGUUGGUCUGUCUUUCCUGCUGCUCUGUCUGUCUUCUCCUCACAUGCAGCCCUUUACAGUUGCAUCUUUAAAUAUUAAUGGGGGUAGAAGUCCACAGAAAAGAGCUCUAGUGUCUGAAAUUAUCAGACAGAAAAAGAUAGAGGUCGUCUUUCUACAAGAAACACACAGUGACAGUGUUAAUGAGACAGACUGGGGAAUUUGGUGGGGGGGGCAGUACGCACUCAGCCAUGGCUCCAAUCGAAGUGCUGGGGUGGGUAUUUUAUUCUCCCCCUCCUUACCGGUAAACAUUUUAUCCAGCUCAGAAAUCAUGGCGGGAAGAGCUUUGAUGGUGAAGGUGGAAAUUCUGGGGUUUGCUUUCACUUUUCUUAAUAUCUAUGCACCCAAUCAAAGCUCUGAACGUUUAGUUUUAUUUAAUUUAUUAAAAAACGUUUUAGGGAACAGCAGCAGUCAGGGAGACUGCAUAAUAAUGGGAGGGGACUGGAACUGCUGUACGGAUGGCACCUUAGACAGGAUAGGGCAGGAGCUCCAGUCCCAAUCAUCCUCUUUCCUGGCUCAGAUGUUGACGGAGUUUAACCUGGUCGACAUCUGGAGGUUAAAACAUCCCACCGAUAAACAGUACACUUGGGUGAGAGUCUCUGACGGCAUGGUCAGUGCAGCCAGACUCGACAGAUUUUAUAUGUCCUCUUCUUUUAGCAGUCGUGCAGCCAGGUGUCAAAUCCAUCCUGUUGGCUUCACAGACCAUCACUUAGUUUUAUUAGAAAUGGUUUUAACCUCUCCUGGAAAGUCCAGGUCUUUCUGGCAUUUUAAUGUUAAGCUUUUACAUGAUUUUAACUUUUGUAAUAAUUUUAAAUUAUUUUGGGCUGAAUGGAGGUCAAGGAAGGAGAAUUUCCCCUCUCUAGGUCAGUGGUGGGAGGUAGGAAAGGGACAGAUUAGGGUGUUCUGCCAGCAGUACACCGCCUACUCCACUGCUGACGUCCGGAGGGCCAUGGACCAACUGGAGGCAGAGAUCGGGGAGCUGGAGGGUGUGCCUGUGGGGAACCCUGAGCAGCUGCUCUCCAAAAAACAGCAGCUGAACUCCUUCCUCCUGGAGAAAGCCAAAGGAGCCCUGGUCCGAGCCCGCUUCACUGCCAUCAAGGACAUUGAUGCACCAACAACCUUCUUUUUUAACCUGGAGAAGUAAGAAGGCCAAAAAAAAACAAAUGGUGUGUCUCAGUCUGCCUGAUGGGGGGUUAACCUCAGACCCCGCUGAGAUGAGGAGGCAUGCAGUGUCCUUUUACUCAGAGCUGUUUCGAGCGGAACAAUGUGAUGGAGAGGCUGCAGCUGAACUCCUGCAGGACCUUCCUCAACUGAGCCCAGCAGAUCGGGAUGCCCUGAGCCUCGACAUUACCAUGGAGGAGCUAACCUCUGCAGUAAAACACAUGGCCUCAGGCAAAGCACCGGGUAUGGACGGGUUACCAGCGGAUUUUUACAAACACUUUUGGAAUACCCUGGGACAUGAUCUUCUGGACGUGUUUCGGGAGUCCUUCCAGAGGGGAACUCUUCCAGCUUCCUGCAGGCGGGCAGUAAUAUCGCUGCUACCCAAGAAGGGGGACCUCACCCUACUUAAAAACUGGAGACCAGUGGCCCUGUUAUGUAGCGACUAUAAAGUACUGUCAAAGGUUUUAGCUAAUAGACUGAAGGUGUUUAUGGAUGGUUUUAUUGGUACUGAUCAGUCCUACUGUGUCCCUGACAGAUCCAUCCUGGACAAUCUGUUUUUAAUGAGAGACAUUUUUGAUGUGUGCAGACUCUAUAAUUUAAAGACUGGUGUACUCUCAAUUGACCAGGAGAAGGCCUUCGAUCGUGUUGAUCACUCCUUUUUAUUUUCCACACUGCAGGCCUUUGGUGUUGGGGAGCACUUCUUGUCCUGGGUGAAGCUGUUGUACACGGGUGCAUGUUGUGUGGUUAAAGUGGGGGGGUGGACUAAGCAGUCCUGUACCAGUGAGCAGAGGCAUCAGGCAGGGCUGCCCCCUCUCUGGUCAGCUGUACAGUGUGGCCAUUGAGCCCCUUCUUUGUCUGCUCAGGAGGCGGUUAAGGGGAUUGUGUCUGCCUGAACCGGCUCAGAGCCGGCCUUUGAUUGUGUCAGCAUAUGCUGAUGAUGUGAAUGUUUUUGUUCAGGGCCAGGAAGAUGUUAAAGAACUUAAGCAUUGCCUGGAUCUGUAUGAGAGGGCUGCAUCAGCCAAAGUAAACUGGGAGAAGAGCGAGGCAGUUUUAGUCGGCCACUGGAGUACAGGAAGCACCCCUAGUCUUCCUGGUGGCCUUAGGUGGGGUAGCAGAGGGCUCAAGGUCUUGGGAGUGUAUUUGGGUAGGGAGGAAACCACUGCUAAAAACUGGGAGGGAGUGCUGGAGAAGGUGAAAGCCAAGUUAUCUAAAUGGAAAUGGUUGCUACCUCAGAUGUCUUACAGGGGAAGAGCUCUGAUCGUCAAUAACCUGGUGGCCUCGUCUCUGUGGCACAGGCUCCAAGUUCUGGACCCUCCACCAAGCCUCAUGGGACAGCUGCAGCGACUCCUGGUGGACUUUUUCUGGUCGGGUCACCAUUGGCUUCGAGCGUCAGUCCUAUACCUUCCUGUGGCAGAGGCAGGGGGGCAGGGCCUGAUAGACAUCGCCUCCAGGACCGCUGCCUUCAGGCUUCAGGCAGCUCAACGUUUCCUGUACGGACCUUCUCACUGCUGGUUGGAUGUAGCUCGGCUGCUGCUCCGGAAGGCUGGGCGGCUUCGCCUCGACAAACAGCUGUUUCUCCUGAAGCCCCCUGCUCUCACCUUCACUGAUCUUACACCUUUCUACAACUCUGUGUUUGUUGCGUGGAGGACUCUGGUUGCCACUCGACCAUCUGACCCCAAGCCUGGGAUGUGGCUGUUUGAGGAGCCACUUUUUGACAAUGACCUUCUCGUUACCACCACGGUUUUAUCUAACACCUUAAAAAGUGUCCUCACUCAAGCUGGAGUAGUUAAGCUUGGACAUCUCACACGAACACCUGUAGAGAGUCUGGCUGACAUGACCGGAGUAAGAUCAACAAGAGUGCUGCUGAACCUGGUGAAGGAGGUGUGGCAGUCUCUGUCGGGGCCCCUCCGGACUUUUGCUCAGGGACGGGGUUUGGCUGAACGUUGGAGAGAGGGCCAAGACUACAUCUUCCCCACCCUGAGUGUGAGUCCUGCAGUGGGAGAAUGGAGGGAGGAGAGUGGACUGUUGCUGACGUUACAGAGACCAGUACUGGGAGCCUUCAGCUCCUGCACAGGGAAGCAGCUGUACCUCAGCUGUGUCAAAGUACUCAACCUGCGCUCCCUCACGGGAGUCAGAGAGUCGAGGUGGACAGAGGUUUUUGGCUCAGACUUUUCCCCUAAUGGCAGCUGGAGGGUCCUGUAUAAGCCUCCUGUUGAGAAACGCACAGCGGAUCUCCAAUGGAGGAUUAUACACGGAACGAUAGCCACAAACAGGUACAGAGCUCACCUUGAUCCGGCCAAUGGGGAGGGAUGUCCAUUCUGCUCCCAGUCAGAGACUGUAGAGCACCUGGUACUGUCCUGUCCCAGACUGGCAGCUCUUUUUAAAGUGGUGCAGGAGUGGGUGGGGGGUUUGGGGGAGGUUUUCUCGUUCCCACUCUUUGUUUUUGGACCCAAAUACACUCCCAAGAAAAAGAAAUCAGUGGUAUUGAUCAACUUUGUUUUUGCGAGUGCUAAAUUAGCCAUCUGGAAGACUCGCAAAAACAAGGUUCUUGGGGUGGACUGGACUGACCCGGUCUGUUGCCUCAAAGGCUUGGUGGCGGCACGUCUCAGGGUUGAGCACACCUUUUAUAAACUGACGGAAAAUUUGGAUGGUUUCAGGGAUGUGUGGGCUAUCGGACAAGUCCUGUGCUCACUGGAGGAAAAUGGCUCCUUAGUGCUGAAUUUCUAAAGGACUGAUUUUUAGUGUGUGUGCUUGUGUGUGUGUGCGUGCGUGCGUGUGUGUGUGUGCGUGCGCGUGUGUGUGUGUAUGUGUGUGUGUGUGUGUGUGUGCGUGUGUUACUAUUUAUUUAUUGUAACCAACAGUACUAAUCUGGUUUUAAGAUUUUGUCAGAAUGGUUCAAAAAUAAAGUUUGUUAAAAGUCAAAAAAAAAAGUCUCUCUCUCUCUCUCUCACUCACCUGUACCUGUACUCUCUCUCUCUCUCUCUCUCUCUCUCUCUCUCUCUCUCUCUCUCUCUCUCUCCUCUCACUCACCUGUACCUGUACUCUCUCUCUCUCUCUCUCUCUCUCUCUCUCUCUCUCUCUCACCUGUAUUUCCUGAACCCUCUCAGGUUUGACUUUGUUUUCAUCUCUGAUCUGAUUUUUCUUCAUGUGAAGAAAGUUUGAUGUUUCUCGGCUUGUUAAAAAAACAUCUAAAAUCUCACUGAAACCAACAACACGUCUGCAUGUCUGACCGUCAGACGGCUUUUUGGUCCAGAGAAACUUCUGCUGUACUUACAACAGCUGACCAGGAGGUGGCAGUGUUCAUCCAAUCCUAUCAUUAACCUGGUGCUUUUAGAAGAAAGGAUCAAACCUGCUGCAGCACCAACCUUAUUCAACCCUCUGUCUGUCUGUCUGUCUGUCUGUUUCUCUGUCUGUCUGUCUGUCUGUCUGUCUGUCAGUGUGGCUGCAGCUCAUCAUGAAUACCUGCAGAGGAGACAGGAGGCGAACCAGUACAAGCAGAGAGCUGAGGAGCAGCUGGUGAGAAGAUCAGAGAAACUCUGAAUUAGUGACCUCUAACCUCUAACCUCAGACAUGAACUUCCUGUAACUCGACCGUAGACUCUCUCUCUCUCUCCCUCUCUGUCUCUCUCUGUCUCAGUUCAUAUUUGGACCAGCUCUCUAAAGUCUCUUGAUCAGGACUCUGCUGUUUUUAAGCAGACUCCAUGGUCGGACUUUGAGUUCAGGGUUUCAGCGGUUUAUUAAAAGCAGGUUUGGUCACAGGAACAUGAGUCAGAACUGUGAACUUCAGAGAAGCUUCAGGAAACCACAACAGGAACAGAGAUGAUAGAAACAGGGUUAGGUGAUGGAGGUGGAGCUGCAGAGGAGACGGAGUCAGUCAGAGACAGAGGAUCACGAAAGACUGAGCAGCUCUGACCUUUGACCUCUCCUCUGUGACCUUCAGGGUCUGCGCCCGUGCACAGCUGAGCGGGUCAGGAGGCCUGGAGGUCAGGGGCGCGAUGGUGGACCACCUGAACCUCAACAUGCAGCUCAGGACCGGAGGCAGGAGGGACAGCAGGUAGGACGGUCAGAGUCACACUGACACCAGGACCAGGUCUAGAGGAAACACCUGACCACGUCUGUGUGUGUGUGUGUGUGUCUGUGUGUGUGUGUGUGUGUGUGUGUGUGUGUGUGUGUGUGUGUGUGUGCAGGAGUAUCUUCGUCAGCUGGAGAUGAUCAGACUGGAGUACCAGGAGGACAUGAAGAAGCAGAUGAAGCAGAGAGCAGAAGAAGAACAGGUACAACCAUGAAGACCCUAAUCCAGACUCUGAGGAGAAGCUCUCAGACUCUCCUUGAUAAUAAUGAAGAUCUCUGAACAUCUGAACUCUUCCAGACUGAUCCAUCAAACAAACAUCUGACCUUUGUGGUGGAGAAACCCAGAGACCCUGAACCAGAACCCACAGAGGAGGGGGGAGACCAGCAGAGAGACCCAGCUGCUCAGGUAAGUCCUCAUCAGAGGACUCCCUGUUGGGAAGAGCCGACUCAGACUCUUCAAAAACUCUCUGCAGGACGUUGAAGCAGCUCUGCAGCAGAUCCGAGACCAGACCAGAGACCAGAGGAGAGCUCUGCAGAGGAACCACAGAGACCAGGUCAGAUCACACCUCCUGAGUCUGCUAAAGAAGCUUCUAGAGCGGAUCAGGAGGAGCUCACGUAGGCCUGCUGUCUUUGAGGAAACAUCUGAGGAGCAAGUUCAAGGUGGUCCUGUCAGAGGGACUCCACAGUCCUGAACCUGGUCAAAAAAAUCAGGUUUUCAUCUCUGUGUUUUUUCUAGAAAGGAAUCAUGUUUGAGAUCCGACUGGAUAAUGAAGGGAUGAAAGAGGAGGUGAAGAAGAAGGAGGAGAAGGAGAAGGAGGAACAGAAAGAGGAGGUGAGUGAUCAUGUGACCUGGAUGUCUCCAGAGCUCUUCUUCUUCUUCUUCUCUCUCAUAUCUGAUCUCCCUGACAGGAAGUGGACCCUCUGAACCGGACCCUGAGCUUCCAGCAGGGCGAGGACUUGAAGAUCAGGGAUUGGUCAGAGGAGGCGAGGAGGGGGUGGAGCCAAAGGACUCCUCGGACUCUGCUGGAGGCGCUUGGCAACAUGGAGGUCAACUCAGCCUUGAACACAGCGGUGGAGACGGAACCAGGAACUGAACCAGGUACUGAACCUUUAAAACCAGGCUCCUGGUCUUAAAGAGGACCCACGUCUUCAGGUCUGAGUCUGUUCGGGUCAGAUCCAUGUCUCUGAUUAACGAGGACUUACAGGAGAGUGUCCUCUUUCUACGCUGACACAGGUAUGGCUCCGCCCCUCUCAGGUGAGGAGGAGGAGGAGGGUCGGCGGCAGUGGGUCGGCGGCCCCCCGGUGACCCUGCUGAAGGUUCUGGCUGAAGCUGAACUCACCUCAUCGACUCUGGACUCUGUGGACGCAGGUCAGACCUCAGGGGGGUCAGGAGAUCAGAGAGAGAAGGAGGAGAAACAGGAGGAGGAGGAGUCUGAUGUGGAGACGGAUGAAGAACGUCUGGAACCACGAUCAGACGACGACGACACGUGAGUUCACACUGAUCCACAACCAGAUCCUAGUCUUUGGAGACCACGUCAGACCACCCCUUUAUCUCCUGUUUGCUCCUCAGAAACUUCGAGGAGUCCGAGGACGAGCUGAGGGAGGCAGUGGCCGACUCCAUGAAGAACCUGUUUGUGAUGGAGGACAGCAGCUCAGACGAGGAGGAGAGGGAGGAUGGAGGAGCAGCAGGAGGUCCAGAUCCUCCUGAGGGUGAAGACCCUGAGAAACAGGUUACAGAAGAACCUUCAGACCAGAACACGUGAGAGGAGACCUUCAGUCAGGAGGUCUGAGAUGGAAAUAAAGGUUCACAGGAGA
This is a messenger RNA of Xyrichtys novacula (pearly razorfish), 28028 nucleotides long. The record is from the annotation of a GenBank genome assembly. Lineage: Eukaryota; Metazoa; Chordata; Actinopteri; Labriformes; Labridae.